CAUAUUAUAUUAGUUAUAUUAACGUAAUAAACAAAUCAUGGUCAUUCAUGGAUUCAUGGUAAAAAGAUACUCUGUUUCAUUUGCCUCUUCAGUUUGAGCAACAAUGGCAACAAUGAUGACCUUUGACUUCGAAAACUGCUUCAUCUUCAUCAUCUUAUGUUUCGUAUCACUCCUUUGUUACACUAUCUUAUUCAAGAAACAAGAGAGCUCACGCACUGGCUGUGUUCUCCCUCCGAGCCCUCCUUCUCUUCCGAUCAUCGGUCAUCUUCACCUUCUCCUUUCCUCUCUUACGCACAAGUCUCUUCAUAACAUAUCCUCUAAGUUUGGACCCUUUCUCUAUCUCCGCGUCGUCAAUUUGCCUAUAGUCCUUGUAUCUUCUGCGUCAGUGGCUUACGAGAUCUACAAGACGCAAGACGUGAACGUCUCGUCUCGCGUUGCUACUUCCCUUGGAGACUCUCUAUUUUUAGGAUCUUCUGGUUUCAUCACGGCUCCUUAUGGAGACUACUGGAAGUUCAUGAAGAAGAUGGUUGCCACAAAGCUUCUCCGACCGCAGGCCAUUGAGCAGUCACGAGGCGGCCGUGCAGAGGAGCUACAGGGGUUUUAUGAGAACCUGUUACACAAGGCGAUGAAGAAGGAGAGCAUUGAGAUCAGUAAGGAAGCGAUGAAGUUUACUAACAACAUCAUCUGCAGGAUGAGCAUGGGGAGGAGUUGUUCAGAUGAGAACGGUGAGGCAGAGAUAGUCAGAGAGUUGCUUGUCAAGUCAACUGCCUUAACAAAGAAGAUCUUUUUUGCAAACAUGUUUCCAAGAAUCCCACUGUUCAAAAAGGAGAUAAUGGGAGUUUCUAACCAAUUCGACGAGUUGCUGGAGAGGCUUCUUGUGGAACAUGAAGAGAGAGUUGAGGAGCAUGAAAAUAAGGACAUGAUGGAUUUGUUGUUGGAAGCUUUUCGGGACGAACACGCGGAGUAUAAGAUCAGUAGGAAACAGAUCAAGUCUUUGUUCGUGGAGAUUUUCCUUGGAGGCACUGACACCUCGGCGCAAACAGUACAGUGGAUAAUGGCUGAACUCAUUAACAAGCCUAGCAUUAUUGAGAAAAUUAGAGAAGAAAUCGAUUCCGUUGUAGGGAAAACGAGAUUGAUUAAAGAAACAGAUCUACCAAAGCUUCCUUAUUUGCAAGUGGUUGUUAAGGAAGGGCUAAGAAUGCACCCCCCAUCUCCCCUCGUUGUUAGAACUUUUCAAGAAAGUUGUGAGGUGAAAGGUUUUUACAUGCCGGAGAAGACAAUGCUUGUUAUUAAUGUUUAUGCUUUGAUGAGAGAUCCUGAUUCUUGGGAAGAUCCUAAUGAGUUUAAACCAGAGAGGUUCUUACCUUCUUCAAAAUCAAAAAAAGACGAGGAGAAAGAGCAAGGCCUGAAGUACCUUCCAUUUGGAGCUGGAAGGAGAGGCUGUCCUGGAUCAAAUCUAGCUUAUCUCUUUGUAGGACUCGCGGUCGGUGUGAUGGUGCAGUGUUUUGACUGGAAGAUCAAAGAAGACAAGGUUAACAUGGAAGAAACUACUGCAGGAAUGAAUCUUGCCAUGGCUCAUCCGUUUAAGUGCACUCCUGUUGUUCGAAUCGACCCUUUAACUUUCAAUCUCAAGAGUCCGAGUCCAUGACCUGUUUAUCCACAAGAUCAGACUUUGCCUUUCAGCUUUCCUGUGAUGUGUUCAUUUUCUUCAAAGACGUUCAGCUUCAUAUGUUAUCUUCAUUAUGUUUGUUGUAUUUGAAAGUUUGUUCUAAAAAUAACUUUGUUUUUGUUCGAAUAAAGACUUUUCUACUAAA
Camelina sativa (false flax) is the source of this 1814-nucleotide messenger RNA. Its product is annotated as cytochrome P450 705A12. The record is from RefSeq and is a predicted model, not a curated record. Gene Ontology annotation, cellular component: membrane. Gene Ontology annotation, molecular function: oxidoreductase activity, acting on paired donors, with incorporation or reduction of molecular oxygen, NAD(P)H as one donor, and incorporation of one atom of oxygen; iron ion binding; heme binding. NCBI's taxonomy places the organism in Eukaryota, Viridiplantae, Streptophyta, Magnoliopsida, Brassicales, Brassicaceae.